AUGAAGGUAAUAGAGAGAGGAUAUACCUAUAUUCCUUCCUUAAUAUUUUUAGUACUUCUUCCAAAAAAUGCAACUGUUUGGAAGCCAGAUACUUUUUUUGUUGGGGCUCAAGAACAAGCACCUUCUAUUGGAAAUAAAGGAGUAAUUAGAUCAAGAACUAUAAUUGAAUAUAGUGGCUAUAUUAGAAAUGAAGACACGAGAAUAUUACGAAUAAAUUUUCAAUCGGAUGGGGCUUUUCCUAUACGUGAUGUUCGCUCUAUUCGAUUUGCUCUCUCAAGUGCUAUUUACUCAAUUGACGAUGUUGCCUAUUUAUGGGCAAAUUCUCCUCCCCUUAUCCAGCCGAUACAGAUUGCUGAUCGUCUAUAUGCUGGUGGGGGUGCCCAUUAUGCAUUUGAAGAAGCUGAAGCUGGGGAAUGUCAUUCAAUCGGAAAUUUUACACAAAGUACAUUUUCCUGUAUUGAAUUACUCGUUCAUUUUCGUGGUAGUUCAACAAUUGGAUGGUCAAGUGUUUUAAUUCCUUGUAUUUUACUUGUAUUUACGAGUUGGUUCCAUUUUUGGGUACAUCCAUCAUGGUCAGUACCUCGAACACUUAGUUCGUCUAUUUUUCUUCCAAUUGAAUCUUGUGCUUGGAGAAUUUGGCUUUUUAUUUGUACAUUAUUUACAUUUUUGUCUUUAAUUGAAUAUUUUUUUGUAAUUCGGUGUUAUUCAACAAUUAAUCAACAUUCUGCUGCAGCAUUAACUGCACAACAAAGACAUCAUCAAUUUAACCGUCCAACAAGUGAAGAUGAUGGAAAAGAAGGGACAACAACUACUUUAAUUGUUACACAAGAUGAGCCAUUACUUUCAUCAACACACGCAGAAGUGUUAAAUCGUUAUUCAGCAACAAAUCAUUUAGAUUUAGUUUCAAGAAUUGCUUUUCCUAUUGGAUUUCUAUUAGCUUUAGUUGUUUUUAUACUUUUUUAUAUUUUUUAA
Meloidogyne enterolobii is the source of this 972-nucleotide messenger RNA. Lineage: Eukaryota; Metazoa; Nematoda; Chromadorea; Rhabditida; Meloidogynidae. The record is from the annotation of a GenBank genome assembly.